Messenger RNA from Pantherophis guttatus, 2406 nucleotides. NCBI's taxonomy places the organism in Eukaryota, Metazoa, Chordata, Lepidosauria, Squamata, Colubridae. The record is from RefSeq and is a predicted model, not a curated record.
AUGGAAGGAAAACAUUUCCACAAUAACAGGACCAUCAAGAUGUUUCUUCUGAUGUUUUUAGUGCAUAGAGUAGCUACUCUGAGCUGCCCUCCAAGUGAUGCUUUCCUUGUUCCACAUGAGUGGUACCAGCCUGGAGACUUCAUCAUUGGUGGGAUAGUGACUCACAUGGGCUACCACUUUUAUGAAAUUAAAUUUGAUGAAAACCCUGCUAGAAUACCUUACGACGUACCAAUUGUAAUCACCAAAUUUCAUCAACACAUCCUUGCCUUGGCCUUUGCUGUGAAGGAGAUCAAUGAGGACUCUCAGAUCUUACCUAACAUCACUCUUGGGUUCCACAUCUAUGACAGUUACGUACAAGCAAGGAUGACCUAUCGCAUGACUCUGGACCUGCUUUUCAAAUCACAGGAAUUUGUCCCUAACUACAGAUGUGAGAGACAGAAGAAUCUUAUGGCUAUCAUUGGCGGAUUGGAUUUUGAAAUCUCAUCUUAUAUAGGUGAACUUAUACACUUCUUCAAGAUUCCACAACUGACAUAUGGCUCAUUAGCUCAAGAUGCAUUUGAGACCGGUAAGCACUCUUCACUUUAUUUCAUGGUCCCAAAAGAGGACCAUCAGUACACUGGGAUUAUCCAACUGCUUCACCAUUUCAAGUGGACAUGGAUUGGCAUUUUUGCUGUUGAUAACAACAAUGGAGAAAAUUUCUUACAGAGAAUGCAGCCCUUACUCUCACAGAAUGGAAUAUGUUCAUCAUUUAUACAAAGGCUUUCCCAACUAGUCCAUGCAGAAGACAUACCAGAACUUUAUCAAACACUCUCAGUUAUCUCCAUUAAUAUGAUGAAUAGCAAAGCCAAUGCAUUUCUCGUCUAUGGAGAAUCCUGGGCAAUUUUGGGACUAAGAGCUUACACAUUUAUGAUAGAUCCUGAAAGCAAGGAAACUGCAUUGUUUAGAAAGGUGUGGAUCAUGACUGCACAGAUUGAUUUCAUAUUAUCUGGAUUUCAAGUCAGUUGGGAUCUCCAGAUGUUCCAUGGAGCUAUUUCCUUUAGUGUUCAUUCAACAGAUGUUGCAGGUUUCAAGGAAUUUCUUCAGACCAUCAAUCCUCUUUCAGUCUCCAGAGAUGGGUUUCUGCAGGAUGCUCUGAACACAUUACGUUUCAAUAGAAAAAAAGCUAUGAUGGGUAAACCAAUGGGCCAUCUAGAUCUCCAGGCUUGUCAGGCAUCUGAAGAUGAAACAGAGGCCAGGGCGAUACCUGUGAGUGGCGGCAAGAAGCCGCAGAAGAAAUCCUUUCAGAGAGUAAGAGUUGGAGCCUUAGAUCCCAGUGCUCCAAAGGGGAAAGAAUUAUUCAUUGAUGAAGAUGUGAUUGUCUGGCACCCAGCUUUUAAUCAGGUUCAUCCACUUUCUAGAUGUAAUGACCCCUGUUUCCCCGGAUCCUGGAAGAAGGGGAUUGAGGGAAAUCAGUUCUGCUGCUAUGACUGUGUUCCAUGCCCAGAAGGGAAGAUUUCAAAUCAAAAUGAUAUGGAUGACUGUUUUGAAUGUCCAGAUGAUCAUUAUCCAAAUGAAGAAAAGAAAGGCUGUAUCCUGAAAUCGGUGGUGUUUCUAACCUUUGAAGAAUCUUUAGGAAUUGGUUUGGCCUCAAUUGCACUUUGUUUCUUCUUCUUGACAUCUUGGGUGCUUGGAACUUUUAUUAAGCACAGGGAUACUCCCAUUGUCAAAGCCAACAACCGAUCCCUCACCUAUAUCCUGCUUGUCUCUCUUCAGCUCUGUUUUCUCUCCUCUUUACUCUUCCUCAGCCAACCUGGCAAAAUAACAUGCCUUCUCCGACAAUCAAUGUUUGGUGUCACUUUCUCUGUGGCCAUUUCUAGUGUAUUGGCCAAAACUAUCACUGUAGUUGUGGCUUUCAUGGCCACGAAACCGGGAUCUCAGAUGAGGAGAUGGGUGGGGAAAAGAUUGGCUUUUUCUUCUGUCCUUUUCUGCUCUCUCUUCCAGGUAUGUAUUUGUAUCCUUUGGUUGUCAACAUCUCCCCCAUUCCCUGAGUUGGACAUGCAUUCAGAGCUCCAAAAAAUGAUUUUACAAUGCAAUGAGGGGUCAGCUUUCUUCUUCUACUGUGUCUUGGGCUACAUGGGUAUCUUGGCCAUUGUCAGCUUUAUUGUGGCUUUCCUUGCCCGUAAAUUACCUGACAGCUUUAAUGAAGCCAAGUUCAUCACCUUCAGCAUGUUGGCCUUUUGCAGUGUGUGGAUCUCCUUCUUUCCAGCCUAUCUGAGCACAAAAGGAAAAGCCAUGGUAGCUGUGGAGGUCUUCUCCAUCUUGUCCUCCAGUGCUGCAUUACUGGGAUGCAUAUUCCUGCCAAAAUGCUACAUCAUUGUUGUACGGCCUGAGCUAAACCACAGGGAGCAACUCAUAAAGAGGAACUAA